UGGCGAUAUGACGUCAUAAGGCUGCGCUGCGCUCCUGUCUGUGAUUCGGCUAAAGAAAGGACAAAGUGUCCAAACACACAGAAAAACUCCUGGUAAAUCAACUGAGAUCCACGUGACACUUUUAUAAAGAUGGCGUUUAUUAAAGAGGAGAUUGAAGACAUGAAGAUUGAAGAAACAUUCGGAGUCAAACAUGAAGAUACUGACACACAAAUAAAGACGGUGUUUAUUAAAGAGGAGAGUGAAGACAUGAGGAUUGAAGAAACAUUCAGAGUCAAACAUGAAGAUACUGAGGAACAAACAGACCUGAUGGCAGUGAAAGAGGAGAGUCCAGAUCUGACUGAAAUGGAAGAGAAAGAUAUGAAACAUCACGAUUUCAUAACUGGAGAAAAAUCUUGCUGUUUUUCACAGACUGAAAACACUUCCUCUCAAAAAAGAGCUCAGAAGACUGGAACUACAAGUCAUUUCAUCUGCCAACAGUGUGGAAAGAGUUUUAGUAAAAAAGGAAACCUUACAGUCCACAUGAGAAUUCACACUGGAGAGAAGCCGUACACAUGCACACUGUGUGGAAAAACCUACAAUCAAACAGGAGCACUAAAGAUUCACAUGAGAGUUCACACUGGAGAGAAGCCUUACACGUGCCAAUAUUGUGGAAAGAGCUUCCUACGAACAGAUAUUCUCAAGAGUCACUUAAGAAUUCACACUGGAGAGAAACCGUACACCUGCAAACUGUGUGGAAAAACCUGCAGUCAAAAAGGAAAACUCAAGAUUCACAUGAGAGUUCACACUGGAGAGAAGCCUUACACAUGUGAUCAGUGUGGACAAUGUUUCACAUAUAAAGAAAACUUUAAUAAGCACAUGAAGAUCCACUUAAGAGUGAACUGUUUAACUGCCAUCAGUGUGGACUGAGUUUCACAGACGGGAAUCAACUUAAGAGACACAUGAUAACUCACAUUGGACCGGAGCCUUUUAUGUGUAACGACUGUGGAAAGACUUUCAUUAAAAAAGCAAACCUCAGGACUCACAUGAGAGUUUACACUUGAGAGAAGUUUUUCACCUGCCAAGAGUGUAGAAAGAGUUUCAGACAUAAAAACCCUUUAUAUCCUUUAUGACAGUCACCAGAGAGAGGCCUUUUCAUGUUUCAGUGUGAGUUUUACAUAACAAAUUUAUCUGUAGAGUUAUUUUGUGAACUUAUUCUGUCAAGGUAUUUUGAGUGAGAAUUCACCUGUGUAUUCACUCUGAAGAAAGUAUAGUACCCAAGAGUCCUUAAAAAAAAGUCUGCAAAAACAUUAAAAUUAAUUUCAACAACUUUAAA
This is a messenger RNA of Labeo rohita (rohu), 1312 nucleotides long. Its product is annotated as gastrula zinc finger protein XlCGF49.1. The record is from RefSeq and is a predicted model, not a curated record. The transcript has 3 exons. Gene Ontology annotation, molecular function: RNA polymerase II cis-regulatory region sequence-specific DNA binding; DNA-binding transcription factor activity. The coding region runs from base 130 to 906 and encodes 258 amino acids. Gene Ontology annotation, biological process: regulation of transcription by RNA polymerase II. Lineage: Eukaryota; Metazoa; Chordata; Actinopteri; Cypriniformes; Cyprinidae.